AUGGGAUCUAUAAUCAGUGCUAAUCUUGGUCUCAUCGUCUUCGUCUUCUGCGUCAUCUUUAAUUUACAAUCGAUGGUUCAAUGUAUCAACAUUCAAGAUUUGGACGAUCUGAUUCGUUCAUACGCGGCUCGUGGCAAUACAAGAAGACACACAGGCUCGUUGUACGAAAUUCCACUACCGUCGAAUAUUUCCGACAUCAAAGCAUCGGUUGUUACGGUCCGUAACAGUAUGUUCUGGAGAAAAGGAGCCAACUUUAGUGGAAUUUACAUUCCUCCGAUGGUUAAAACGACGCCGUACGCUAAGAGGAUAGCUUUCGUCUACAAGAGUCUCGGUGAUUACUCCUCAUCGGUUUACUUCCGGUUAGCUGAUAAUUACUCUUUUGUGUCUCCGGUUAUUGGAUUCACAGCUUACGACGCGACGAACACGAAUGAUCUAAAAAAAUUGAAUCUUUCGAUCAAGAGAGACAACCCAAUCUCAAUCAGGUUCGAUGCUUACGUUUCACACAAUCAUGAAAGAAGAAGAAUCAAAUGCGUAGCCUUUGGAGAUAAUGGGUUGUUGAAUUUCAGCAAUAUAGCACGGAAUUACGAAUGUGCCACUACGAAUUCUCGUGGGCAUUACGCGCUUGUGGUUGUAAACCAGAAGCCGAAACCCGAACCGGAGUUGGUUCGGAGGAAGUGGUGGUGGUUCGCAUUAGCCGUGACCGGAAUAUCGGUCGUGGUUAUUGUGGUGAUUGUUGUUGUGGUGAAAUUAGUGAGGAAGAAGAGGUUAGGAGAGAUGGAGAGAGAGUCGGAGAAGAGUGAGAUGAUCGGAAAUAUUUGGAUUGGUCGGAGUAGAAUGCCGGCGGCGACGAUGGUGAGAACUCAGCCAUGUUUGGAGUAUCAUGAAGAUCUUCCUUCUUCUUCUUCUAGAUUUUUGUAG
This is a messenger RNA of Eutrema salsugineum, 918 nucleotides long. RefSeq lists its product as uncharacterized. Gene Ontology annotation, cellular component: membrane. The transcript has a single exon. The record is from RefSeq and is a predicted model, not a curated record. NCBI's taxonomy places the organism in Eukaryota, Viridiplantae, Streptophyta, Magnoliopsida, Brassicales, Brassicaceae. Bases 1 to 918 code for a protein of 305 amino acids.